This is a messenger RNA of Hyla sarda, 5437 nucleotides long. RefSeq names its product receptor-type tyrosine-protein phosphatase beta-like. Gene Ontology annotation, molecular function: protein binding. NCBI's taxonomy places the organism in Eukaryota, Metazoa, Chordata, Amphibia, Anura, Hylidae. Bases 192 to 5225 code for a protein of 1677 amino acids. The record is from RefSeq and is a predicted model, not a curated record. The transcript is spliced from 23 exons.
CAACAUUUAUUAAAACCGUGACUACAACUUCUGAUACAAUCGAAGGCCUGAUACCAGGGAAUUAUUACAUAUUGCUGAUCACUGCUGUCGUUGGUGAAAAUAACAUCACGGGAAACAGUUCACAAAUAUCUGUGUACACAAGUCCGGCCACUAUAUCUCUGCAAGCAGCUUCUAAAAAAAAUAGCAGUACAAUGUAUGUCAGCUGGAGUCUUCCAGAAGGUAACAGGAGUUCUUAUUUGGUAGAAGUGAUCGGAGAUCCAUCUCAGAGAUUCACUGUGUAUUCUGAAUCAGCAACAAUCACUAACCUGACCAGUGGGAUCCAGUACACAGUGAGGAUCACUACAGUUGCAGGCAAUGGUCUACACGGCGGCGGCAAGGAGAUUUCUGUAUUAGUGGCCGAUAACAUCACUGCUACACUUAUUACCACCACAGCAGUCUGGCUGAAUUGGGAUCCAUAUGUUGGUGAGAAUUCAUCCUAUAACAUCUCUAUCUAUGGAGAACCAUCCAGUACCUGGACAGUGAACACUACUGAAUUGCAGAUCACUAAUCUGACAUCUGGGAAUCUGUACAGGAUCCAGGUUUCAGCAUAUGAAAAUGAUGAAUUACUGUUUGGUUAUGGUGGUGAGAUCAGUCUGUACACACGUCCAGGUAUUGUGAGGAAUGUCCAGGUUAGCGAUGUGUCCAUCAACUCAAUGAAUCUAAGCUGGUUCCCUCCUGAAAGCAAUUACAGCCAGUAUUUCAUUGAAGUGACAGGAGAUGUGAACAUGAAUGACACAACAAUAUCCCAGUCACUGGCAGUCACUGGUCUGACACCUGGAAACCAAUAUACAGUUACCAUUAGGACAGUGACUGGAACAGAUGUAUUUGGAGAUCCUACAGUAUUGAGAGCUACAACCAGGCCUGACAUAGUAAAGAAUCUGACCAUAGUGAAUACCACCGCUACCUCAGUGUGUCUCAGCUGGCUGCCACCAGAAGGAUAUGCAAGUUCCUAUAUAAUAGAAGUCCUGGAUAAUGCUACAAUCAAUACAAAUGUCACUACUAAUUUAGUCACCAUAGAAAAUCUGACCCCAGGAAAAUAUUACACAUUCAGGGUUUUUGCUCUGGCUGGACAAAAUGCUGUAAAAGGGGAUGGCUACAAUAUCACUGCAAAUACAAUGCCUGACUUAGUGAAGAUUUUGACCAUAGUGACUGUCACCACUACAUCAGUGUCUCUCAGCUGGCUGCCACCAGAAGGAUAUACAAGUUCUUAUAUGAUUGAAGUCCUGGAGAAUUCUACAUUAAAUAUGAAUGUUACUUCAACCUCAGUCACCAUAGAAAAUCUGAUUUCUGGGAACUUUUACACUUUCAUGAUCUCUGCUCUUACUGAUGAUAAUAAAAUAAAGGGUGAAAGUAACAGCAUAUCAGUUUAUGCAAAGCCGGAAGUAGUGCAAAACCUGAUGACAGGUAUAAUCACCACCACCUCUAUAUCUUUGAGCUGGGAGAAACCAGAAGGAAAUACAAGUUUUUAUGAAAUCCAGAUUGUGGGAGAACCAACAUUUAUUAAAACCGUGACUACAACUUCUGAUACAAUCGAAGGCCUGAUACCUGGGAAUUAUUACAUAUUGCUGGUCACUGCUGUCGUUGGUGAAAAUAACAUCACAGGAAACAGUUCACAAAUAUCCGUGUACACAAAACCCGAAGCAGUCAAGAACCUGUCUGCAGUUAAUAUCACUACCACUUCUUUCUCUCUAAAUUGGCUUCCUCCAGAGGGAGGUGUAAGUGCUUAUCAAAUCCUAAUAAAUGAACGUUUGAUUUCUACGCUGAAUACAAAUUAUACAGUUGAAGGUUUAACUCCUGGAAAUGUGUACACAGUUGUGGUAUCAACUCUGGUUAGUGAUAUACAAGGAGAAGGCUCAAAAAUAGAAGUUACAACAAAACCCGAAGCAGUCAAGAACCUGUCUGCAGUUAAUAUCACUACCACUUCUUUCUCUCUAAAUUGGCUUCCACCAGAAGGAGGUGUCAGUGCUUAUCAAAUCCUAAUAAAUGGACGUUUGAUUUCUACGCUGAAUACAAAUUAUACAGUUGAAGGUUUAUCUCCUGGAAAUGUGUACACAGUUGUGGUAUCAACUCUGGUUAGUGAUAUGCAAGGAGAAGACUCGAAAACAGAAGUUACAACAAAAUCCGGAGCAGUCAAGAACCUGUCUGCAGUUAAUAUCACUACAACUUCUUUCUCUCUAAAUUGGCUUCCUCCAGAGGGUGGUGUCAGUACUUAUCAAAUCCUAAUAAAUGGACGUUUAAUUUCUACGCUGAAUACAAAUUAUACAGUUGAAGGUUUACCUCCUGGAAAUGUGUACACAAUUGUGGUAUCAACUCUGAUUGGUGAUAUACAAGGAGAUGGCUCGAAAACAGAAGUUACAACAAAACCCGGAGCAGUCAAGAACCUGUCUGCAGUUCAUAUCACUACCACCUCUUUCUCUCUAAAUUGGCUUCCUCCAGAGGGAGGUGUAAGUGCUUAUCAAAUCCUAUUAAAUGGACGUUUGAUUUCUACACUGAAUACAAAUUAUACAUUUGAAGGUUUAUCUCCUGGAAAUGUGUACACAGUUGUGGUAUCAACUCUGGUUAGUGAUAUACAAGGAGAAGGCUCGAAAACAGAAGUUACAACAAAACCCGGAGCAGUCAAGAGCCUGUCUGCAGUUAAUAUCACUACAACUUCUUUCUCUCUAAAUUGGCUUCCUCCAGAGGGAGGAGUCAGUACUUAUCAAAUCCUAAUAAAUGGACGUUUAAUUUCUACGCUGAAUACAAAUUAUACAGUUGAAGGUUUAUCUCCUGGAAAUGUGUACACAAUUAUGGUAUCAACUCUGAUUGGUGAUAUUCAAGGAGAAGGCUCAAAAACAGAAGUUACAACAAAACCCGGAGCAGUCAAGAACCUGUCUGCAGUUAAUAUCACUACCACCUCUUUCUCUCUAAAUUGGCUUCCUCCUGAGGGAGGUGUAAGUGCUUAUCAAAUCCUAAUAAAUGGACGUUUGAUUUCUACACUGAAUACAAAUUAUACAGUUGAAGGUUUAUCUCCUGGAAAUGUGUACACAGUUGUGGUAUCAACUCUGGUUAGUGAUAUACAAGGAGAAGGCUCGAAAACAGAAGUUACAACAAAACCCGGAGCAGUCAAGAGCCUGUCUGCAGUUAAUAUCACUACAACUUCUUUCUCUCUAAAUUGGCUUCCUCCAGAGGGAGGAGUCAGUACUUAUCAAAUCCUAAUAAAUGGACGUUUCAUUUCUACGCUGAAUACAAAUUAUACAGUUGAAGGUUUAUCUCCUGGAAAUGUGUACACAAUUAUGGUAUCAACUCUGAUUGGUGAUAUUCAAGGAGAAGGCUCAAAAACAGAAGUUACAACAAAACCCGGAGCAGUCAAGAACCUGUCUGCAGUUAAUAUCACUACCACUUCUUUCUCUCUAAAUUGGCUUCCUCCAGAGGGAGGUGUAAAUGCUUAUCAAAUCCUAUUAAAUGGACGUUUGAUUUCUACGCUGAAUACAAAUUAUACAGUUGAAGGUUUAUCUCCUGGAAAUGUGUACACAGUUGUGGUAUCAACUCUGAUUGGUGAUAUACAAGGAGAAGGCUCGAAAACAGAAGUUACAACAAAACCCGGAGCAGUCAAGAACCUGUCUGCAGUUAAUAUCACUACCACCUCUUUCUCUCUAAAUUGGCUUCCUCCAGAGGGAGGUGUAAGUGCUUAUCAAAUCCUAAUAAAUGGACGUUUGAUUUCUACACUGAAUACAAAUUUUACAGUUGAAGGUUUAUCUCCUGGAAAUGUGCACACAGUUGUGGUAUCAACUCUGGUUAGUGAUAUACAAGGAGAAGACUCGAAAACAGAAGUUACAACAAAACCCGGAGCAGUCAAGAACCUGUCUGCAGUUAAUAUCACUACCACUUCUUUCUCUCUAAAUUGGCUUCCUCCAGAGGGAGGUGUAAGUGCUUAUCAAAUCCUAUUAAAUGGACGUUUGAUUUCUACGCUGAAUACAAAUUAUACAGUUGAAGGUUUAUCUCCUGGGAAUGUGUACACAAUUGUGGUAUCAACUCUGAUUGGUUAUAUACAAGGAGAAGGCUCGAAAACAGAAGUUACAACAAAACCCGGAGCAGUCAAGAACCUGUCUGCAGUUAAUAUCACUACCACCUCUUUCUCUCUAAAUUGGCUUCCUCCAGAGGGAGGUGUAAGUGCUUAUCAAAUCCUAAUAAAUGGACGUUUGAUUUCUACACUGAAUACAAAUUAUACAGUUGAAGGUUUAUCUCCUGGAAAUGUGUACACAGUUGUGGUAUCAACUCUGGUUAGUGAUAUGCAAGGAGAAGACUCGAAAACAGAAGUUACAACAAAACCCGGAGCAGUCAAGAACCUGUCUGCAGUUAAUAUCACUACCACCUCUUUCUCUCUAAAUUGGCUUCCUCCAGAGGGAGGUGUAAGUGCUUAUCAAAUCCUAAUAAAUGGACGUUUGAUUUCUACACUGAAUACAAAUUAUACAUUUGAAGGUUUAUCUCCUGGAAAUGUGUACACAGUUGUGGUAUCAACUCUGGUUAGUGAUAUACAAGGAGAAGACUCGAAAACAGAAGUUACAACAAAACCCGGAGCAGUCAAGAACCUGUCUGCAGUUAAUAUCACUACCAUUUCUUUCUCUCUAAAUUGGCUUCCUCCAGAGGGAGGUGUAAGUGCUUAUCAAAUCCUCAUAAAUGGAAGUUUGAUUUCUACACUGAAUACAAAUUAUACAAUUGAAGGUUUAUCUCCUGGAAAUGUGUACACAGUUGUGGUAUCAACUCUGAUUGGUGAUAUACAAGGAGAAGGCUCAAAAACAGAAGUUUCAACAAAACCCGGAGCAGUCAAGAACCUGUCUGCAGUUAAUAUCACUACCACUUCUUUCUCUCUAAAUUGGCUUCCUCCAGAGGGAGGUGUCAGUACUUAUCAAAUCCUAAUAAAUGGACGUUUAAUUUCUACGCUGAAUACAAAUUAUACAGUUGAAGAUUUAUCUCCUGGAAAUGUGUACACAGUUGUGGUAUCAACUCUGAUUGGUGAUAUACAAGGAGAAGGCUCGAAAACAGAAGUUACAACAAAUGCCAACAGCCUGUUCCUUUCACUUACCAUUUCAUCAAGUGAUCCUAAUAACAGAAUUUUAAUUAUAAAUAAGAUAAAUGAUUUUCUGAAGAAACAAUUCCCCAACAAGAAUGUGACAGCUGUCUGGAAACAGAGCAAAAUAAUGACAUAGUAGGUAUUUAAAUCACUGGACACUGUUUUCAGUCAAACUGGCAAAAAAAAAAAAAAAAACUUUAAUACAAUUUUAUACCAAAGUAUUACAAAACAGAUGGACCUUUUAUGUGAAGUCAGCAAAAAAAGAAGAUAGUUCUGAAAUGUAUAGCAUACCCUGUGUCAUGUUAUGGCAGUGUUUGUAUGUUACAGUAAUUAUUUGCCAACAUGUCU